Messenger RNA from Durotheca rogersii, 1948 nucleotides. RefSeq names its product concanavalin A-like lectin/glucanase domain-containing protein. Gene Ontology annotation, biological process: glucan catabolic process. Gene Ontology annotation, molecular function: hydrolase activity, hydrolyzing O-glycosyl compounds. The transcript has 4 exons. NCBI's taxonomy places the organism in Eukaryota, Fungi, Ascomycota, Sordariomycetes, Xylariales, Xylariaceae. The record is from RefSeq and is a predicted model, not a curated record. Bases 651 to 1574 code for a protein of 307 amino acids.
GCGAACGCCGCGGCGGUCGACCUGCCGACGGGCGUGUCGGAGUGGGCCGUGUGCGGGCUGACGCCAGCCCGUGACUGCGCCGACGUGCGCGCGCCGCGCGUGCGCGAGGCCGUCUUCAGCAUCGAGUGCCGCGUCGACAGCGUCCGCGAGUUCGAGAGCCGUGCACGCCCCGGCACGACGUCCGGCUGCAUGGUCAUGCUCGAGGGCACGCGCUUCUGGGUCCGCGAGGACGCGCUCGACGCCGAGCACGGGGUCCUGCGUCCCGAGGUGCUGAGGCCCGUCGCGCGCGUUGGCGGCAUCUCCUACGCGCGCAUCGCCGAGGCCUUCGAGAUUCCACGCCCGCGGUUCAAGGAGGAUGUCGGCGGCAUGGAGGGGUACGAGAAGUUGCGGGUCAAGUACGAGGAGAAGCUGCGGCAACAAAAAGAGAAGGAGGGGGAGGGAAAGGGGGAGAGCGGUGAUGGGGUUGUGGAUUCGUAAGGGUAAACCUGCUUAUAGAUAGGGUGAGUAGAUCUCUUAACUGGAUAGGAGAGGGCAAGGAACCGUGAUGCGGGCAAUUCGGUAGGGUUAGGGGGUCCAUCAGGCGCGUUAACGUACCAUUUUGCUCCCGGAUAAACAUCGACCGCGCGGCUAUACUACCCUACUUACAUGUCAUGAGGGUAAACUCUUCGAGCAAAGAGCCCGAAAUUAGGCCCGUCGAUACUGUUCACCCAAGACACGUAGCACCAUUAGAACGGCGCAUGUGUCAAGAGUCUAGGCUUAGUAGAGGUGGUCUCCUCACGUGCUGCGAAUCUUGUCUCUUUCUCACCGCCAUAGUCAUCGCCAUCAUGCAUUUGGCGACAGCUAGUUCGCUGCUCCUCGCGGCCGCGGCUUGUGCGGGGGCCGUUCGGACGAUGAUUCCUAAGACGAGCUUUGACUCGCAGGCCAACUUCGACGUCGACUGGAACUACAACUACCCAUGGGGGACCGACCACAACGGCGGGGCACGCAUGGACAAGGGGCAGGUUAAGUUCUCGAGCGGAAUGCUGACGCUGACGGCGAAGAAGGUGACCGGCCAGAAGGACGCGCAGCACGGGGGCAAGAGCAUCAAGAUCAACUACCUGUCGGGGGCGAUCAGCGCCAAGGAGCACUUCAACGUGUCGCGCGGCGGCGGCUACGACUUCACGGGCGAGUUCCGGGCGACGACGACGCAGGGCACAUGGCCGGCGUUCUGGCUGACGGCGGUGAAUAGCUGGCCGCCCGAGAUCGACAUGGCGGAGUGGAAGGGCUCGGGCAAGAUCUCGUUCAACACAUUCAACACGUCCUCGGUCCUCUCCUGGAAGGACGUCACCUACUCGGACCCGGACAGGUUCCACUUGAUCAAGUGCGAGGUCCGCGACAUCAACCAGCGCGACGUCUCCGUCAAGUUCUACAUGGACAGCCAGCCCAUCGCCACGCACGUGGGCGGAAACUUCUUUGGGAAACCGAUGUAUCUUAUCAUCAAUCUGCAGAUGGAGGGAUCGUCUGGUUCGCCAGGUCCUAAUAGCGACACGCUCUAUCAGGUGCGCAACUUAGAGGUCCUAACUUACAACCCGUAAUAGAGAGGAGGAGGUGAGGUGAGGUAGGGAGUCGCGAGGAUUGGGGGUUGCCGAUCAACUCAGGCCGCUACCUUCAAGAGAAAUGACCUCGCUAUGGAGGUAAUACUUCAAGAUUGGAAUACGGGCACCUCUGUGCGUUUUGGCUGGGCUCGCUUCCUGCUGCUUCGUAAUCACUUAGUAGCCAUCUAAGGGCAUACGAAACGUAAGAAGCUAGGUAAACCUGAGCUGCUGAUCAAUCAGGAGGAUAUCCAGGUCCUAGAACUGCGAAAUAACGAGCUUUUAUAAUAUGGCUCAACUGUGAUUAGACACAAUGGGAUGCCUAGGAUCCACGCCUCUAAGGCGUAUUCCCUGUGUGCCCAAUAUGGAAUAUUCUU